Messenger RNA from Danio rerio (zebrafish), 2879 nucleotides. NCBI's taxonomy places the organism in Eukaryota, Metazoa, Chordata, Actinopteri, Cypriniformes, Danionidae. The record is from RefSeq and is a predicted model, not a curated record.
ACUGUAUGUGUCUUGAGUCUUCACUGCUCAUUUGCGUCUUUAUACCAGCAUUAAUGGGGGCCAAUUGAGUCUUAUCCAAUCACAUUCCAGAUCCUGUAGCUCAGCAGGGUGAUAUCUUUAUAUUCUGCGUUCCUAAGAGAAUCUUCAUUGGCUUAUUUCGCCAAGUAAAGAGAACAACUUUGGAGGACAAACUACUAUUGUAGAUUCCUACAUUGGGAUUAUUACCAACAACAACCAUUUUUUCAUCCCACUUCUUCAUUGAAGACUGAAAAGGAUAAAGUGUCCAAACACAGAGAAAAACUCCUGCUGAAGCGACUGAUCUCCACACUGUUAUAAAGAUGGUGUUUAUUAAAGAGGAGAGUGAAGAUGUGAAGAUUGAAGAAACAUUCACAGUCAAACAGGAAGAUCUGCAGGAACAAACAGAUCUGAUGGUGCUGAAAGAAGAGACUCAUGGACAAAAUGAAAUAGAUGAGAAACAGCAGUUUCAGAAACCCCAAGAAAUAAUGACUGAUGAAAAACCCACACUGACUAAAAAGACUUCAUCACACGGAAGACCUCAGAAAUCCAAAUCUGGGUGUAAUUUCAGCUGUAAACAGUGUAGAAACAGUUUCAGUCAGAAGUCAAAGCUUGAUGUUCACAUGAGAGUUCACACUAGGGAGCAACCUUACACCUGCGAACAGUGUGGAAAGAGUUUUGGUCAAAUACAAGGCUUUAAAGCCCACAUGAGAAUUCAUACUGGAGAGGGGAAGUUCACAUGCCAAGAGUGUGGAAAAAGCUUUUAUCAAGCUGGAAACUUUGCAGCACACAUGAGAAUUCACACUGGGGAGAAGCCUUUCAGCUGUAAACAGUGUGGAAAAAGUUUCAGUCAAAAGUCAAACCUUGAUGUUCACAUGAGAGUUCACACAAGGGAGCAACCUUACACCUGCGAACAGUGUGGAAAGAGUUUUGGUCAAAUACAAAGCUUUAAAGCUCACAUGAGAAUUCACACUGGAGAGGGGAAGUUCACAUGCCAAGAGUGUGGAAAAAGCUUUUAUCAAGCUGGAAACUUUGCAGCACACAUGAGAAUUCACACUGGGGAGAAGCCUUUCAGCUGUAAACAGUGUGGAAAGAGUUUCAGUCAAAAGUCAAACCUUGAUGUUCACAUGAGAGUUCACACUAGGGAGCAACCUUACACCUGCGAACAGUGUGGAAAGAGUUUUAGUCAAAAACAAAGCUUUAAUACUCACAUGAGAAUUCACACUGGAGAGAAACCUUUCAGCUGUAAGCAGUGUGGAAAGAGUUUCUUUCAAAAGCCAAACCUUGAUGUUCACAUGAGGGUUCACACAGGGGAGAAACCUCACACCUGCGAACAGUGUGGAAAGAGUUUUGGUCAAAAACAAGACCUUUACAUCCACAUGAGGAUUCACACUGGAGAGAAACCUUACACAUGCACAGAGUGUGGUAAAAGUUUCCCACAUAUAAGCACACUCAAACACCACAUGAGGAUUCACACUGGAGAGAAGCCGUUUGCAUGUGCUCAGUGUGGAAAGAGCUUCACAACCAAAACUAGCCUCAAGAACCACAUGAAUGGUCACACUGGAACCAUAGUGUUCACAUGUGAUCAGUGUGGAAAGAGUCUCACACGCAAAGACACCAUUAAGAAACACAUGAAGACUCACUCAAGAGAGGAUCGUUUUAGAUGCAGUGAAUGUGGAAAGGGCUUUAAAAGUAAAAGAAGCCUCAACACUCACAUGAAGCUUCACAAUGGAGAGGAGAGUCCUCAACAUUGAGGCCUUGUCCACACAAACACGAGUAUAUUCAAAACGGCAGCUUUUUCACGUAGUUUGGCUGUUCAUUCAAGUGAAGUUUAUUUAUAAACUACUUUCAAGAGGAUCACAUGCUUAUGAUUGUCCACGGCCGGUCCUGCAUUAGCUAAAACAUGAUUCACCAUUCAGAUGAUUCCUAACUCACUAUAAAUAACCUCUUAACUCAGUUAUCUUUGUCUUGAAGAAUCCCUCUCCCACCCUUACUCCCCCUCCUUUCUAGAUUGGGCAACACGGCAGCCAAUGAAUAGCCAGUGGUUAGCACUGUUGCCUCACAGUAAGAAUGUCGCAGGUUAAAGUCCCUGCUAACCAGUUGACAUUUUUGUGCAGAGUUUGCUCACUCUCCUUGUGCUAACGUGGGUUUCCCCUGGGUCCCCUGGUGUUCUCCCACAGUCCAAAAACACACAACCUAAGUAAACUGAACAUUAAAUUGGCACCAUAGUCGAGCUCUUAGUAAGCCUUAUAUCUCCCUUUAGCCGACCCUAUAUCUGUCAUUAGAAUAGAAAGAAGUCUGGGGAGUUCAUCGAGAUCUACCUGAGCUCACACUCCCCUCUCGUCCUGCUUACGGGAUGGAGCCCAGGGCUCGAGGAUCUUAUGAGCUUAGGUCUCUCCCGGGAUAGCAUGCCAAACAAGUGUGAACUCUUGAAUGCAUAUCAAGUUACUGAUAAUGAAACCCUUUGAACACCUGAAAAUUUAAACUCAACUGAAGAGGGGUGAAGAUCUUGCCAGCUGUUUUGUAGUGUAGAUCAGGGGUCACAGCCCAGUACCAGGUUGUGAGAGUUGCUAUCGGGCUGCAAGAAGGCAAAAUAACUCUAUAUGUUAAUAGAUUGUAUUGGCUUGUUUCAUAUGCAACAAGUAUCUACUUCUGAUAAGAUGUGAACCAAAUGACCUAGAGGAACUCAGGAGAUGUGACCCAACCAAAGCAGUUGGGUAAUCUCCAGGGGGGUUUCAUCCUUUGUUAUAAAUUAGUGUCUCACAGACUGUAUUUUGGUUUAAGUUACUUAAAGACAGACAAGUUAACAUCACUGCUGAUGAACUGCACAAUUAAUUCUCUUCAAUAAAGUCUUCUGCCCGUAA